This is a messenger RNA of Daktulosphaira vitifoliae (grape phylloxera), 1587 nucleotides long. RefSeq lists its product as uncharacterized. The transcript is spliced from 4 exons. The coding region runs from base 209 to 1186 and encodes 325 amino acids. Lineage: Eukaryota; Metazoa; Arthropoda; Insecta; Hemiptera; Phylloxeridae. The record is from RefSeq and is a predicted model, not a curated record.
AUGUCAAUUUUAUCUAACACUACUAAAACCUUGAUUAAUGUGUUGGACAUAUAUGCUAAGAACUAUGAAAGAAGUUUAAAACAUUAAAGCGGGUUAUUUAAAAUGAUUUACUACACUAGUGUACUUUAUGUAUAACUACUACUACCCAUUUACUAUUCAAUUAUGUAUUAUUGUUAAAUAAUAAUUUAUUUUACAGGAUAUAUAUUUUAUGCGAAGUUUUAAAAAUAGCACUCCUAGGGGUAAAUUAUACACAAAAUUUUACAAUAAUAUGCGAUCGCUGAAGACAAGCGGAUUAAUCGAAAAAAAUAAUAAAAAUAUUAAUCUGAAUAAUUUUUCAACAGAUAACUUUAUUAUAGAACCAGAAGAAGAGGACAUCAGAGAUAUUAUCGACAUAAUAAAAUAUGAUCAUUUAAAUAUUCCAUUUACGAAGUUACAAGAGUAUUGGGGUGCUACUGUCAAUUUUAGACUUAAAAAGAUUAGAGAGGCUAAAGAAACAAACGAAAUAAUAAAUGAAUGGGCUAGUUAUAGAUUACCCCUUGGAUAUAAACUCGUGGAUAUUGACUUUAAACAACUUAUCAAAUAUAAUAGUAUGAUGGUCGAUUCAUUUGAUGAUUCUUACCAAGAUAUUAUGAAUAUUAUAGAAAAACACAAUAAAGACCGAGAUAGCAAAAUACUUGUAGAACAGCUUUCUCAAAGAUCAGACAUUUGUCAAAGUGGAAAAAAUACAGCAUUCUUCUAUCUAUUAAGCUCGCUUUUCGUGCCAACGUCGAGAAAAGUGACGAGAGAUGAAAAUGGAAAAAAAAAUAUCAUUAAAUAUUCUAUAAAGGACUCUCAAAAUUCAUUCAUUAGUUUCCACGAGACAGUUGACCAAGCUGAAGCUUAUAUCGCAUUACUACAAAGUAGAAAUCAGCCAAUACAACCAUUCAUUUUAAUUAUUGGCACGAUUUUAAAACCACGAGAUAUAUUAUUAUAUUUUGAUGCCAUCAAGUAUAAAAUUUUUUCAAUAAUAAGAGCAGUGGAUGUCUGCUUUAAGAUAUUCCAUGUUUUUAAUUUAGAAUACCCACUUCCAUCAUGCGCUGUCUGGACAUUUAUUCAACAAUAUUACUACAAAUUAUUUUUAAAGAACGACUACUCCCAUCAAACAGUAAAACAAGUGCUACAUGAUCUCAACAAAAUAGUAAAAUAAUAUUAUUAUAUUAAUAUUAUAUUGAAAAAUCCUUUUAUUUUUUCACUUUAUAUUUUUCUUCUUUUCAUUUGUAUUAAUUAUUUGUAAAUUAUUAAUUUUUAUUUGAUUAUUUAAAAUUAAUUUUACAUCCAAUGUAUAAAGUUUAUACUAUAAACAGAUUGUAAGCUUUCUUAAAAUUCAUUAAAAAUAAAAGGUGAUAAAUACGCCGUUUCAGUUUAUAUUCCAUAUGUCUAUUUAAAUACACAUGUGUAAAGGUUUUAUUUAUAAUUUACUAUUGAAAAAUUAAAAGUUGUUCAUUAAAUUAUUUUUAAUAUUAUAAAUACUACACAAUAUAUAUAUUAAAUAACGUGUUUAUUUAAGUAAAUUAUUACCAUAAUUAAGAUUAAAUUUAUAAUUUAAUA